CUCUCCUUCAAAAUCAUAUCCAGCCAAACCCAUCGCGGAUUUCCGUAUCAAAAAGCUAUGGAGUCGGAAGUACCCGGGUCCAAGCCGGGCCCCAAACCCCACAUUGAUCUAUCCAAGAAGCUCUCCGAACUUCGAUCGACCAAGAGCAAGUCGCACUCCGGGCCCAACAGAGACCCAGCACCUCCCACCCCUGCCCUCCCCGCCGUCCCAGACCUAUCAUCGAACAAGUAUAUCCGACCUGCUCGUCGGAUUCUAUCGAGACAUGACCAUGAGCUGUUCUUAUCCUCUCCCACCUACACCCUGAUCGUCGCCUUCAUUUUCGGUCUCUCCGAUUCAGUGCGGGGCCGAUCCGCCACAGACGCCGAGAAGCGUCCUGCAUCCCCAGGUGUUUCCAAGACCCGAUCAGUGGUUCAUUGCAUGCGGGAGGUCCUCACUCAGCAUCCGUCUGCCGAUCAGGGGGGCUCGCGAUUCGGCAAUCCCGCGUUCCGCGACUUCUUUGACGACAUUGGUGCGCAGAGUGCCGCCUGGCAUCGUGAAAUUCUCGGCCUGCAGGAUGCCAGCGCCAUCGAUGAACUGUCGACCUACCUUGUCCACUCGCUAGGGUCGCGCGACCGUCUCGACUAUGGCUCAGGCCAUGAAUUGAAUUUCAUGAUGUGGCUGCUGUGUCUCCGGCAACUGGGGGUUUUCUCGACUAAUGAUUUUGAGAUGAUUGUGUUCCGUGUCUACGUCGAUUAUAUGCAUCUUAUGCGCGAGGUUCAAAGUACGUACUAUCUGGAACCUGCAGGGUCCCAUGGCGUCUGGGGCCUCGAUGAUUACCACUUUCUGCCGUUCUUGUUCGGCGCUUCCCAGCUCGUCGGUCACCCCUACAUCACCCCGCUGGGAAUCCACAAUUCGGCGGUCCUGGACGAGGAGGGCGACAGGUACAUCUAUCUAGAUCAAGUGCGAUGGGUAGACAGCGUCAAGACGGUCAAGGGCCUACGGUGGCACAGCCCCAUGCUGGAUGACAUCUCCAGCGCCAAGAACUGGACCAAGAUCGAAGGCGGCAUGAAGAAAAUGUUUGUGAAGGAGGUCCUGGGGAAGCUACCCAUCAUGCAACACUUCCUAUUUGGUAGCCUCCUGCCGCCCGCCCCCGGGAUGGGAGAGGGCGCACAGGAGUUGGAGGAGGACGACCACCACCACGACCACGCCCACAGUGACGGUCACCCCCAUGGCAUGAAAACAGACCAUUUCGGCGACUGCUGUGGGAUUAAGGUUCCGAGUAGCGUGGCUGCAGGCGCUGAGAUGCGGAAGCGCGUGGGCGGGUCCGGGUUGCGGCCCAUUCCGUUUGACUAGGAGCUGUAUAUAGCAUAAUGUGUUACGAGUUGGGAUUGGGUGUUUGGGAUAUUCGUUUCUUAGUUUCGACCAAAAUGGGGUACUGGGUCUUGUCUGUUCCAGCACUAUUUCCCGAGUGCCAUACUGUAGAGCUCAAAC
This is a messenger RNA of Aspergillus campestris IBT 28561, 1470 nucleotides long. Its product is annotated as serine/threonine-protein phosphatase 2A activator. Gene Ontology annotation, biological process: mitotic spindle organization. NCBI's taxonomy places the organism in Eukaryota, Fungi, Ascomycota, Eurotiomycetes, Eurotiales, Aspergillaceae. Bases 58 to 1332 code for a protein of 424 amino acids. The record is from RefSeq and is a predicted model, not a curated record. Gene Ontology annotation, cellular component: protein phosphatase type 2A complex; cytoplasm; nucleus. The transcript has a single exon. Gene Ontology annotation, molecular function: peptidyl-prolyl cis-trans isomerase activity; protein tyrosine phosphatase activator activity.